AUGAAGUUGCCAGCCUGCAUCAGCCUCUGUCUGCUCACUCUUCUUCAACUGGCCGUGGCUGCCGAGGUUGUCCCCAGGUCUACCUUUACUGAGGUGACUAACUAUGGCAACAACCCCACGGGCACUCGAAUGUGGCUAUAUGUUCCAAAGACUCUAGCCUCGAAGCCUGCAAUAGUAGUCGGCAUCCAUUGGUGCACCGGUAGCGCCCAAGCAUACUACCAGGGCACUCAAUGGGCUCGCUACGCCGAGACAUAUGGCUACAUUGUUAUCUAUCCUCAGACACCAUACACCCAGGAUAAUUGCUGGGACGUGGCAUCAAAGAUGACCUUGACUCACGACGGCGGCGGUGCCAGCACCUCCAUAGCCAAUAUGGUCAGAUUUGUGACGAAAGAAUAUAACACAGAUAAGAGCCAAACCUUUGUUACGGGUACUUCCUCGGGAGCUAUGAUGACGACACAUGCAGGUGUCCCAGCCGGGUGCUUCAAGAGCGCAGAUAAUAUCCCCGAUUUCUGGAACUCAACAUGUGCCAAUGGCCAGUCCAUCUACACCCAAACUCAAUGGGCCAAUGUUGUUAAGGACAUGUAUCCUGCAUAUGAUGGGCCACGACCAAAAAUGCAAAUCUAUCACGGGUCGGUGGAUCAGGUGUUGAACGUGCAGAACUACUACGAAACUAUCAAGCAAUGGACUGGUGUAUUUGGUUAUUCAACUAACCCACAGUCUACCACGCCUAACUUUCCACGGAGCCCUUAUACCAAAUACACGUUUGGCGAUAAGCUACAGGUGAGAUAA
Fusarium musae is the source of this 789-nucleotide messenger RNA. RefSeq lists its product as uncharacterized. Gene Ontology annotation, molecular function: hydrolase activity. The transcript is spliced from 2 exons. The record is from RefSeq and is a predicted model, not a curated record. Bases 1 to 789 code for a protein of 262 amino acids. Gene Ontology annotation, cellular component: extracellular region. Lineage: Eukaryota; Fungi; Ascomycota; Sordariomycetes; Hypocreales; Nectriaceae.